AUGUCUGUUGUACCUCCUCAGGUAACAAAAGCUGUAGUUGUGCGGAAGAGCACAGGCUCCCCUCCAAAGCUUAUAUAUGACGCUGUCCUAGAAACGCGUCCUCUCAGGCAACUCGAGGAAGGAGAAGUUCUAGUCAAGGUUGGAGCUGUGGCUUUCAACCAUCGAGAUGUAUGGAUCCGUAAAGGUCUAUAUCCCGCGAUUGCGAUCGGUAGCAUUUUCGGUGCAGAUGGUGCAGGAACCGUGAUUGCUGCUCACAAUCCAGAAGAUCCACUGAUCAAUCAGAGAGUUUUUCUUUCCCCUCAACAUGGGUGGCGUUCCGAUCCAGAAGCUCCCGAGUCACCUACACAUGCAGUGCUUGGUGGUACAGUUCCGCCGGAAAUAGGGACGUUUACUGAAUAUGUGGUUGUUUCACGCGAAUAUGUUCUUCUCUCGCCGCCACAUCUAGAUGAUGUGCAUGUCGCUGCGUGGCCCUUGGCAGGAGUUACGGCUUGGAGGGCUACGAUGAUCAAUGGAUUAGUAUCCGCGAAUCAAAAUGUCCUCAUCACUGGAAUUGGGGGAGGUGUAGCUCUUACGGCUCUACAGCUCUGUAUAGCGAAGGGUGCCAAUGUGUAUGUGACUAGUGGCAGUCCUGAGAAGAUCGAGAAAGCGAAGAAAUUGGGUGCUAAGGGUGGUGUGAGCUAUAAGGAUUCAAACUGGGGUAAGAAUCUCCAGGCCUUGCUCAAAAAGACCAGCGAGAGCGGACAGCUUGACGUUGUGAUUGAUGCUGGAGGAGGAGAUAUAAUAGGGAAUCUCGGAAGCGCCCUUAGGCCAGGCGGUAGAGUUGUUUGUUAUGGAAUGCAUGCCAAUCCGGAAAUCAAGUUUACGAUGCGUCAAGUCCUGAGAAACCAGAAACUUCUAGGUUCGACGAUGGGCUCCGUGGUCGACUUGCGGAACGCUACCGAAUUUCUGGCUGAACAUAAGAUUGUUCCUGUUAUAUCUACCGUGUUAGACGGGUUGGGAAAUGCUGAGGAAGGGUUUAGGAUAUUGAAUGAAGGAGACCAGUUUGGGAAGGUAGUUAUCAAGGUGACUUCAGGCGACAAGCCUAGGCUGUGA
Marasmius oreades (fairy-ring Marasmius) is the source of this 1092-nucleotide messenger RNA. RefSeq lists its product as uncharacterized. Gene Ontology annotation, molecular function: oxidoreductase activity. The transcript is spliced from 8 exons. NCBI's taxonomy places the organism in Eukaryota, Fungi, Basidiomycota, Agaricomycetes, Agaricales, Marasmiaceae. Bases 1 to 1092 code for a protein of 363 amino acids. The record is from RefSeq and is a predicted model, not a curated record.